Molecule: messenger RNA, 4467 nt
Organism: Scomber scombrus (Atlantic mackerel)
Lineage: Eukaryota; Metazoa; Chordata; Actinopteri; Scombriformes; Scombridae
Gene: lrrc9
Product: leucine rich repeat containing 9
Exons: 32
Coding region: 1-4467 (1488 amino acids)
Molecular function (GO): protein binding
Source: RefSeq, a predicted model, not a curated record
AUGAUACAGAGUGAGAAACAAAAACAUCGCGGCGACGAGGAGGUAGUUAAAGAACUGUGCAUGGUCAAUGGGGUCUCCUAUGAAAAAAUUGCUCAAGAAGGGGGCAACAUCAGCUCCCUGGAGAUCUUCUUCUCCGGUUUUCCUCGCAUGGUUGGGCUUUCAUUCUUCCCAAGACUGCGCCAGCUUACCAUAGUAGGCCAGAACAUAAAACACAUUGAGGGUCUUGAGUGCUGUCCUUUGCUCCAAGAGCUCUGGGUAGUCCAGUGUCAUCUGACUGAAAUAUCUGGAUUGCAGAAUUGCCUUCAACUAGAGAAACUCUAUCUAUACGAUAAUCAAAUCUGUGAAAUAAAUAAUUUGGAAUUGCAGAUUAACAUAGAAGUCCUGUGGCUCAACAAUAACUGCAUAACACAGAUACAGGGCUUGAACACGCUUCUAAACCUCAAAGAGCUAAACCUUGCUGACAAUAAUAUUGAAAAGAUUGGGCAUAGCCUUGAUCCUAACGUCAGUCUUCAGCAUAUUAAUCUGUCUGGGAACAAGAUCAGCUCCUUUAAGGAGCUGACCCUGCUUGCCCGUUUACCUCAUCUGAGAGAACUAGCACUGAAGGACCCCACGUCAACCCCAAACCCAGUGUGUCUGCUGUGUAACUAUGCCACACACGUUCUUUACCACAUGCCGGGCCUCCUGCGUCUUGACACCUACGAUGUCUCAAGCAAGCAAGUCAAGGAGGCAGCUGAGUCUACUGUGAUGAAGAAGAUGAUGUAUUACAACAUGCGUGUGCGCACUGCUCAGAGGAAUCUGGCAGAGGCCCGGUUCAGUUUUAUAGAGAAGAAGAAAACCUUGUUGCAGUUUCCUGAAGAAUGCAUCAGAACACUCAAUCGCACCCUCAAAAAUCUUGAACGUGAGCUCUACAAGAAGCCGGCUGGCUGCAAGAAGUCUGCGUGUACGUCUGAGGAUGGACCUCUCCAUCUGGUGGAAGGUUUAACUGACAAAAGUGACCCAAACACUGACGUCAGUUGUGAUCCCACCACAGAGAAAAAAAUACUCCGAAAGAUCGAAUUACUGAAGGAGAGGCUGAUGCUAUGGACCAGGAGACUGGAUGAAAUUGAAUGUUGGUAUGAGUGGGAUUUGGGCCGAGCUACAAACAGAAUGGAGUAUACUGUCCAGUUUCUGCUGAUGGAGUUAGAAAGUGUUGGAAAUAUUCGUUUGGAAGAAGGCUGCUCCACAGACCCUUGGUUUACUUCCUGUUGUGACCUCCUGCUUUCCCGCUUCUCUCAUUUGGACUACAAGAUUCACCGCAUCACUGGCAUUAAGAUAACUAGAGUUAUCCGCAUCCACAACAGUGCUUUGAGGCUUCGCUUUGAGGACAGACUACAUACCCUGCUAGCCAGUGAAGAGUCUGUUACCUUUUCACAGACUUACAGACGACGGCUGGAGCAUUUAUUCUACAUUGCUUACCCUGCAAAAAACAGUGAGGAUGACGACAUUUUGUGCAUUCUAGAGGAAGGCUUCAAAACGCCAGAACAAUUGAAGGCCUUGGGAAGAGAAGGUGCGAUACCUUUAUCCAAUAGCCUGAUUGUGUCCGAACAGCCCAGAAUUGAGUACGCACUCCGCCAGGCCCACCAAGGGCACUCCAAGAACAGUACGGACACAAUCCCCUUCAGACACGGGCAGGUUAGUGUCUGCAAAGUGUUCGUGGGCCACAGCACACCAAUCCGAGAGGGAGAAACUGUGGAAAGAAGCAACUAUCCCAAAGCUUUCUCUGUAUAUUGCAAUGUGGACAUUAAACCCCGCUCCUCCAAAACACACACUGGUUCUGAGUGCAGUCCCCGACGAAGACAGUGGUUCGUGUUUGAUCAUGAGCUUGUCUUGCCUGAGUACAUCAUAUAUUUUGAAUACAUCACUGGGGACCAAGAACAACCUGCAUUGCCGGGCCGUAACACAGACAGACAUGGUACUCCUUCCAAUGAUAUCAUCCUGGACAAGGGAGUCCUCAACAUGGAACCUGUGCUGAAACCGCAGCCCAGGUUGUUGAGCUUGGAUGAAAAAAUUCUCCUUAACGUGGCCAGAGCCAAUGUCCUCAGUCAGAUCACUGUGCUGAACCUCCACGGCAACAGUCUGAGCAAAAUAAAAGAAAUUUCCCGCAUCACAGCUCUGCGGCAUCUAACCAUCAGCUUCAACGAGUUCACACGCCUGGAUGACAUUUCUCACAUGCCCAACCUUGAGUUUUUGGAUGCCAGCUAUAACCGCCUAGUGACUCUAGAGGGGCUGAGAGGGUUGGGGCAGCUCAAAGAGCUUGACGUGCGGUGGAACAAGUUGACCAAUGCCAGAGAGGAUACAGCUGUGCUGAGAAAACACACACCUGCCCUGCUGAAACUAGACACCCGAUACAAUCCCUGGAACAGGUCGGAGGCAGUCAGAAUGACUGUAUUGGGCCGUCUCACGACUCUCACACACCUGGACGAUGUGCUGGUAGCAGAGGAAGAGGCUGCUGAUGCUGUUCAGAUGGCUGCUGCAUCCAAGAUUAACCAGACAUCUCUUCUGGCUCACUCACGUACUAACAGUGAACGUCCCCGCAGUCUCAGCUUGCUGUCAACAGCCCACCUCCUGCGUCUACUCAGUCCAGCACCCUGGGGCCUCAACCGAGACCUGGGGCCAGACUGGACUGCAAAGAUAACUGCCCUGAACCUUGACAGCCAAAGGAUUUCUAAGCUGAUCAAUCUGAAUAAACUGGUCAACCUGCGGUGGGCUUCUUUCAAUGAUAAUGACAUCUCUAAAGUGGAGGGGCUGGAUAGCUGCCUGAAGCUGGAAGAGCUCCUCCUCAACAACAACAACAUCAGCACACUCAAUGGACUCUCAAACCUGCACUGUUUAAAUAAACUGAGUUUAGAUGGAAAUCAUCUCUCUAGUCUGGACACCUCGGUCCUUGACCAGCUACCCAACUUGUUCUUUCUGUCUGUGGAGAAUAACUGUAUCACGUCCCUGUAUGGCAUCCACAGAGUUCGCUCACUUCUUGAGCUUUAUGUUGGGAACAACCAGAUUUGUAUAUCACGAGAUAUCUACUAUCUAAAGGGAUUGACAAAUCUCAUCAUUUUGGAUCUUUAUGGGAAUCCUUUAUUGGAGAGGCUAGAAAACUACCGGAUAUAUGUGGUGUUCCACAUGCCCUCCUUAAAAGCACUGGAUGGUGUUGCAGUGGAAGUGACAGAGUGUGAAAGUGCAAAGGACAUGUUUGGAGGGCGCCUAACCAAUGACAUGGUAGCAGAAAAGUUGGGCCACUCAAACUACACAGACAUCACCUACCUCAACCUGCAGUCCUGCUCCAUAAGGAUGGUUGAUCUAUCCCCAGCUGACCUGUUCUCUAGCCUGCGCAGUGUCAACUUAGACCACAACAACCUCACCUCCUUCUCAGGCCUCAUCUACCUCCCCAACAUAAAAGCUCUGUGUUUAAAUUACAACCACAUUGAGUCCAUCCUGCCCAGGCAGAAGACUCAUCUGACAAACAGACAGUUACUUUACAGCAAAGUCCACUCCAGUGGUUACGGCCAACAGAACCCAUCCAAAGGCAACAGGGAAGCUGGGCCCACUGGCAGCCUCGAGCCUCUGAUGGGCAGCCUGGAGGUGUUGCAUUUGAGUUACAAUGGCAUCUCCAAUAUGGCCAAUCUGCAGCUCAGCAGGCUCACCAAUCUUAAAGCACUCUUCCUUCAAGGUAAUGAGAUCAGCCAGGUGGAGGGCUUGGAGGGUCUUCACCAGCUCCGAGAGCUUGUGCUAGACAGGAACAGGAUCAAAGCCCUGGCUGAGAACUCUUUCAUAGCGCAGAGUGUCCUGCUAGAACUGCACCUAGCAGAGAAUCGGAUCCGGGAGCUCAACCAUUUAAAUCCUCUGAUGGAGCUCCGCAAGCUUUUCCUCGGCAUGAACAAGCUGCAGGACAUCACAGAGCUCGACAAACUAGAAGUUCUUCCCUCACUAACGGAGCUCUCUGUUGUUGGCAAUCCUGUGGCACGCAAUUCUCUCCACAGGCCUGCAGUCGUGCUUCGUCUGUCACGGUUGCAGGUCCUGGAUGGAGUGAUGGUCACACUGGAAGAAAGGACCAGAGCUGAACUCCUCACUGCAGAUGCAUCAUGCCCUGGAGCUUCUCUUCUUGCCACUGAAAUAAAUCUACCUGGACUCCUACCCCUCAUGCCUCGUAACACUCCUCUAAGAGGAAUGAGUAUAAGUGGAGGCCUGCAGAACUUAAUGUGUGGUCAUGAUAUCCUUCCAAGUAACAUGGACGAGGCCCAACCUCAUUACACACACAAAUACAGGAAGCACAAGCACAGUAAUGCUGGUCGAAGCGGCCAAAGUGACAUUACCCUCAGACAUAUCCGAAGGACAGGAAGCAACCUGCCAACCACGGGUCUCCUUCUUGAUGGGAACAGAGUCAUCAUCACGUAUCCCAACCAGGAGCAAGACAGCAGCAUUAAGCUGGGCUAA